UACAAGGUUAACAACAAGGUUGAUUCCGACUGUGCGAUAUAUGGACCAUCACAUUCCAGUAACGUCACGGACCGGUACUGGCGCGACAAAAUAUUAAAACAUGCUUUCCAAAUGAGAUUGUCGACAGUAAAAAUGUUUAAAAACAAGAAUCUGUAUAGAGUUAUAUUGAUCUUAAAUGAAAACCUAAUUUUGCAAAAACCAAAAACAAGUUGUAUGGAAGGGCGAAAAUCUCAAGUAACGUUGCAGAACUUACUGACAACGAGUGUAUAUAAUUCGAGGAACGCAACUGAUGAUUCCAGAUAGAUUUGUAUAGUCUCUUGUAUUAGACUGCACAGGAGCUCAAGUUGUCUUACGAAAAGUAUUUCAAGUGACAUUGACGUUACUUGAAGCUUUUCUUAACGAUUGAUUUUGCAAUUCAAGAUUCAAACGAAUUAAUACAUCAAACAUGAAAUAUUUAUGUUUGGUGCUUAUAACUAUUAUAAUAUACUCAGAAGGAAGAUCGCAGAACAAACCACCUGUCCAAAAUGGUUUUUUAAACUUUCUCUUUCCUAAGGAUCCUGGUUUAGUGAGAGUAAGGAAAAUGGGUCGAACCGAAGAAAUGGACUAUGGAAAAAUAUUGGAUUUUAUUGGUCUGGUAGAACAAUAUGGUUAUCCCGCUGAAGAACAUAAUGUUACAACUGAGGAUGGUUACAAUUUGAAAAUACACAGAAUACCUGGAAGUCCAUUAUUGGGUAACAAGAAUAAAAAAGAAAUUGUGUUCAUCCAACACGGUCUUUUGGCUUCAUCUGAUAGCUGGGUACUGCAGGGCCCUGGUAAAGACCUUGCAUAUUUAUUAGCAGAUCGUGGAUAUGACGUAUGGAUUGGAAAUGUAAGGGGAAAUAGUUAUUGCAGAUCACAUAUGAAUAUGACGGUAUACGAUCCCAAAUUCUGGCAGUAUAGCUUUCACGAGAUUGGAACAAAAGAUCUGCCGGCCAUGCUUAAUUACGUAUUAAAUCAUACAAAGCAAAAAGAUUUAUACUAUAUCGGUCAUUCAAUGGGAGGCUCUACUUUACACGUUCUUUUGUCCUUAAAACCAGAGUACAAUAGGAAAAUAAAAAUGGCUAUUUGUCUGGCUCCAGCUGAUUUGUGGACGAAAGUAUCACCUGCAAUGAAAGAAUUUAAGAACAUUUUUCUAACAUGGAAGGAAGUUCUACAGGAACAUGAAAUAUACGAUUUUUUACCCCAAUCUCUAGCGACUGUUACGAUAGCAAGAUUGUUAUGUAGUGAUAAUGCAAUAACUCAAAGUAUUUGUGUCGCUGCAGUAUUCUUAGUUAGCGGUUCUGAUCCAGUACAACUUAACACUACAACCCUGCCAGAUCUCCUGUCCUAUUUUCCAGCUGGUACUUCUAUACAAACAAUAGAGCAUUUGUGUCAAAGCAUGGGUAUAAAUGAAUUUCGAAUGUAUGAUUAUGGCGUGGCUGAAAAUUAUAAGCGAUACAAACAGAAAAUACCCCCAAAUUAUGAUCUCAACAACAUUACUGCUCCAAUAAUAUUAUUUUACUCAGAAAAUGAUAUGCUUGUUCCCAAAGAGAACUUGCUAGAACUUAGCAAACGCUUGCCAAAUGUUCUUCUAAUUGAGGAAGUUCCAUUUAAAUUAUUCACGCACUUUGAUUAUUUGAUAGCAAACGAUGUAAAAACUCUUUUGUACGACCGUAUGUUGGAACUAAUACAAAACUUUGAUACUAACUAAAAUAAAUGUAUGAAAUUUAAAUUUAAUCGAGGAAGGUAAAUUAAAUAGAAUGUAAAUUAAAUAGAAAGAAAUCCUAGUCUCUUUAUAUAAAAUGUUAAAAUAAUCAUAGAAUUGCUAAAAAAUUGGCAAUUUACCAAUAUAAAAUUAUUAAUUUUAAGAAUUAGCCUAAUUAUAAAUUAGCCUAUGUUAGUAAGAUUAAAUAUAGAACAUUAUGAAACU
Messenger RNA from Vollenhovia emeryi, 1948 nucleotides. RefSeq names its product lipase 3-like. The transcript has 9 exons. Lineage: Eukaryota; Metazoa; Arthropoda; Insecta; Hymenoptera; Formicidae. Gene Ontology annotation, molecular function: hydrolase activity, acting on ester bonds. The record is from RefSeq and is a predicted model, not a curated record. The coding region runs from base 446 to 1729 and encodes 427 amino acids. Gene Ontology annotation, biological process: lipid metabolic process.